AUGAUUAGAGGACACAUGUUUGUGUUUGUUGAUGAAGUUUCUGCUAUAAAUAGGGUUUCUUGCCAAGGUAGUCGUAGCAUUGGCAAAGGCCGAUAUUAUAAACAUGGAAGAGGCGAUGUUGGUGUUGGUAUCGAAGGUGUUAGUGGUAUAGAUGUUGUUGGUGUUCAAAGUGUUAGUGGUGCUGGCGGUGCUGCUGGUGCUAGUGGUGCAGGUGGUGCGGGUGGUGCCAGUGGUGCUGGUGGUGCUGGUGCUGCCAGUGGCGCUGGUGGUGCUAGUGGCGCUGGUGGUGCUACUGGAGCUGGUGGUGCAAGUGGAGCUGGUGGUGCUAGUGGCGCUGAUGCUGGUGGUGGUGGUGGUGCUAGUAGUCCUAAUGGUGUUGAUGAUGCUGGUGGCUCUGGUGGUGCCAGUGGUUCUGGUGGUGCCACUGGUGCUGGUGGUGCCAGUGGGGCUGGUGGUCCCAGUGGUGCGGGUGGUAAUGGUGGUGCAAGUGGUGCUGGUGGUAAUGGUGGUGCCAGUGGUGCAAGUGGUUCUGGUGGUGCUAGCGGUGAUGGCCGUAAUAGCGGUACUAAUAGAGGUGGUGCCAGUGAUGCAAGUGGUUCUGGUGGUGCCAGUGGUAACGGCCGUAAUAACGGUACUAAUAGAGGUGGUGCCACUGGUGUUGUCGCAGGUGGUGCUGGAGAAGGCGUUGGUGGUGUUGGUAACGGUCGGCACUAA
Eutrema salsugineum is the source of this 714-nucleotide messenger RNA. RefSeq names its product glycine-rich protein 5-like. Lineage: Eukaryota; Viridiplantae; Streptophyta; Magnoliopsida; Brassicales; Brassicaceae. The record is from RefSeq and is a predicted model, not a curated record. The coding region runs from base 1 to 714 and encodes 237 amino acids. The transcript is spliced from 2 exons.